Molecule: messenger RNA, 4320 nt
Organism: Eptesicus fuscus (big brown bat)
Lineage: Eukaryota; Metazoa; Chordata; Mammalia; Chiroptera; Vespertilionidae
Gene: IGSF9B
Product: immunoglobulin superfamily member 9B
Exons: 20
Coding region: 1-4320 (1439 amino acids)
Cellular component (GO): neuron projection
Molecular function (GO): protein binding
Source: RefSeq, a predicted model, not a curated record
AUGAUUUGGUAUGUGGCCACUUUGAUAGCAAGUGUGAUCAGCACCCGAGGUCUCGCGGCUCAAGCUGCCCACGGCCUGCGAGAGGAGCCCGAGUUUGUGACAGCGCGAGCUGGCGAGGCCGUGGUUCUGCGAUGCGACGUGAUCCACCCGGUGACAGGGCAGCCCCCGCCCUAUGUUGUGGAGUGGUUCAAGUUCGGGGUGCCCAUCCCUAUCUUCAUCAAGUUUGGCUACUACCCACCCCACGUGGACCCUGAGUAUGCAGGCCGAGCGAGUCUUCAUGACAAAGCUUCGCUGCGGCUGGAGCAGGUGCGCUCUGAGGACCAGGGCUGGUACGAGUGCAAAGUGCUCAUGCUGGACCAGCAGUAUGACACCUUCCACAACGGCAGCUGGGUGCACCUCACCAUCAACGCUCCCCCCACCUUUACAGAAACACCCCCCCAGUACAUUGAGGCCAAGGAGGGGGGCAGUGUCACCAUGACCUGCACAGCUUUUGGGAACCCCAAGCCGAUUGUCACCUGGCUCAAGGAGGGGACACUCCUAGGUGCUAGUGGGAAAUACCAGGUGAGUGAUGGGAGCCUGACGGUGACGUCGGUCAGUCGGGAGGACAGAGGUGCCUACACCUGUCGCGCAUACAGCAUCCAGGGAGAGGCAGUCCACACCACCCACCUGCUUGUGCAAGGGCCUCCCUUCAUAGUGUCCCCUCCUGAGAACAUCACUGUCAACAUAUCCCAGGAUGCUCUGCUUACCUGCCGGGCGGAGGCGUAUCCCGGCAACCUCACUUACACCUGGUACUGGCAGGAUGAGAAUGUCUACUUUCAGAAUGACCUGAAGCUGAGAGUGCGGAUCCUCAUCGACGGCACCCUGAUCAUCUUCCGGGUGAAGCCUGAGGAUGCAGGGAAGUACACCUGCGUCCCUAGCAACAGCCUGGGGCGCUCCCCCUCGGCCUCCGCCUACCUGACUGUGCAGUACCCAGCCCGUGUCCUCAACAUGCCCCCCGUAAUCUACGUGCCCGUGGGAAUUCACGGCUAUAUCCGCUGCCCCGUGGACGCAGAGCCGCCGGCCACCGUGGUCAAGUGGAACAAGGACGGCCGCCCCCUGCAGGUCGAGAAGAAUCUCGGUUGGACCCUGAUGGAGGACGGCUCCAUCCGCAUCGAGGAGGCCACAGAAGAGGCCCUUGGCACCUACACCUGUGUGCCUUACAACACCUUGGGGACCAUGGGCCAGUCUGCUCCCGCGCGGCUCGUCCUGAAGGACCCCCCGUACUUCACGGUGCUACCAGGCUGGGAGUACAGGCAGGAGGCCGGCCGGGAGCUCCUGAUCCCCUGUGCUGCUGCGGGGGACCCCUUCCCUGUCAUCACCUGGAGAAAGGUAGGGAAGCCCAGCAGAAGCAAGCACAGCGCCCUGCCCAGCGGGAGCCUCCAGUUCCGAGCCCUGAGCAAGGAGGACCACGGCGAGUGGGAGUGCAUCGCCACCAACGUGGUCACCAGCAUCACUGCCAGUACCCACCUGACCGUCAUCGGCACCAGCCCCCACGCCCCAGGCGGAGUCCGGGUCCAGGUCUCCAUGACAACUGCCAACGUGUCCUGGGAGCCCGGCUACGAUGGAGGAUUCGAGCAGACAUUCUCAGUUUGGUACGGACCUCUGAUGAAGCGGGCGCAGUUUGGACCCCAUGACUGGCUGUCUCUGCCAGUGCCCCCGGGACCCAACUGGCUGCUCGUGGAUGCCCUGGAGCCCGAGACGGCGUACCAGUUCAGCGUCCUGGCCCAGAACAGGCUGGGGACGAGCGCCUUCAGUGAGGUGGUCACUGUGAACACUUUAGCAUUCCCCAUCACAACCCCAGAACCCCUGGUGCUGGUUACCCCACCGCGGUGCCUCACAGCCAAUCGGACCCAGCAGGGUGUGCUGCUGUCCUGGCUCCCACCUGCCAACCACAGCUUCCCCAUCGACCGCUACGUCAUGGAGUUCCGUGUCGGAGAGCGCUGGGAGAUGCUAGACGAUGCCAUCCCAGGCACCGACGGAGACUUCUUUGCCAAGGAUCUGUCACAGGACACCUGGUAUGAGUUCCGGGUUUUGGCCGUCAUGCAGGACCUGGUCAGCGAGCCCAGCAACAUCGCCGGUGUCUCCAGCACAGACAUCUUCCCCCAGCCGGACCUGACAGACGACGGCCUGGCGCGGCCCGUGCUGGCUGGCAUCGUAGCCACCAUCUGCUUCCUGGCGGCUGCCAUCCUCUUCAGCACCCUGGCCGCCUGCUUUGUCAACAAGCAGCGCAAGCGUAAGCUCAAGCGCAAAAAAGACCCUCCGCUCUCCAUCACUCACUGCAGGAAGAGCCUGGAGUCCCCCCUGUCCUCGGGCAAGGUGAGCCCAGAGAGCAUCCGGACGCUCCGGGCCCCCUCCGAGUCCUCCGACGACCAGGGCCAGCCCGCAGCCAAGAGAAUGCUGAGCCCCAGCCGGGAGAAGGAGCUGUCCUUGUACAAGAAGACCAAGAGGGCCAUCAGCAGCAAGAAGUACAGCGUGGCCAAGGCGGAGGCCGAGGCCGAGGCCACGACGCCCAUCGAGCUCAUCAGCAGAGGCCCCGACGGCCGCUUUGUGAUGGGGCCCUCCGAGGUGGAGCCCGCGGUGAAGGGCAGGCGCAUCGAGGGCUUUCCCUUUGCGGAGGAGACGGACAUGUACCCCGAGUUCCGCCAGUCUGACGAGGAGAAUGAGGACCCCCUGGUGCCCACCUCGGUGGCUGCCCUGAAGUCCCAGCUGACCCCUCUGUCGUCCAGCCAGGAGUCCUACCUGCCUCCACCAGCAUACAGCCCCCGGUUCCAGCCCCGCGGGCUGGAGGGCCCCGGCGGCCUGGAGGGGCGGCUCCAGGCGACAGGCCAGGCCCGGCCGCCCGCCCCCCGGCCCUUCCACCACGGCCAGUACUAUGGGUACCUGAGCAGCAGCAGCCCCGGGGAGGUGGAGCCGCCGCCGUUCUACAUGCCGGAAGUGGGCAGCCCCCUGAGCUCGGUCAUGUCCUCCCCGCCCCUGCACACGGAGGGGCCCUUCGGCCACCCCACCAUCCCCGAGGAGAACGGAGAGAACGCGUCCAACAGCACGCUGCCCUUGACUCAGACCCCCACGGGCGGGCGCUCCCCGGAGCCCUGGGGCCGGCCGGAGUUCCCCUUCGGGGGCCUGGAAACCCCGGCCAUGAUGUUCCCCCACCAGCUGCACCCCUGUGAUGUGGCCGAGAGUCUGCAGCCCAAGGCCUGCCUCCCCCGAGGACUGCCCCCCACCUCCCUCCAGGUGCCCUCGGCCUACCCGGGCAUCCUGUCUCUGGAGGCGCCCAAGGGUUGGGCAGGCAAGUCGCCGGGCAGAGGCCCCGUCCCAGUGCCCCCCGCCACCAAGUGGCAGGACAGACCCGUGCAGCCGCUGGUGAGCCAAGGGCAGCUAAGACAUACCAGCCAAGGUAUGGGCAUCCCCGUGCUGCCUUACCCCGAGCCGGCCGAGCCGGGGGGACACGGUGGCCCCAGCACAUUCGGCCUGGACACCCGGUGGUACCAGCCGCAGCCCCGGCCCCGGCCCAGCCCCCGGCAGGCCAGGCGCGCCGAGCCCAGUUUACAUCAAGUGGUGCUACAGCCCUCUCGGCUCUCGCCUCUGACCCAAAGCCCCCUCAGCUCCCGCACCGGCUCCCCGGAGCUGGCCGCCCGGGCCCGGCCUCGCCCCGGCCUCCUGCAGCAGGCCGAGAUGUCCGAGAUCACCCUCCAGCCGCCGGCCGCCGUCAGCUUCUCCUGCAAGUCCACGCCGUCCACGGGCUCCCCGUCCCAGAGCAGCCGCAGCGGGAGCCCCAGCUACCGGCCCGCCGUGGGCUUCACCACUCUGGCCACGGGCUACCCCUCCCCUCCUCUGGGCCCUGCGGGGCCUGCGGACAACUUGGAUGUGUUUGGACAGACGCCUUCCCCCCGAAGGAUGGGGGAGGAGCUGCUCAGACCAGAGCCCCCCCCACCACAGUUACCUACUUCAGGGACACAUCCGCCUGCACCCGGGAACGCCGCUGCACCUGAGAGGCUGGAGGCUCUGAAGUACCAACGGAUAAAGAAGCCCAAAAAGUCAUCCAAGGGCUCUUCGAAGUCCAAGAAACGAUCCGACGGUCCUGCCUCCCAGGCUCAGCAGCUUCCAAACUCUCAGGUCCUGUGGCCCGACGAAGCUGUCUGCCUCCGGAAGAAGAAGAGACACUCUCGGCCGGACCCCUUUGCCCGCCUCUCAGACUUGUGCCAUCGCCAGCUUCCGGAAGACCAGACGGCCAUUCUCAACAGCGUGGACCAUGACGACCCCGGCCAUGCCACUCUGCUGUGA